Molecule: messenger RNA, 1741 nt
Organism: Hyaloscypha bicolor E
Lineage: Eukaryota; Fungi; Ascomycota; Leotiomycetes; Helotiales; Hyaloscyphaceae
Product: ankyrin
Exons: 2
Coding region: 184-1479 (431 amino acids)
Biological process (GO): regulation of transcription by RNA polymerase II
Cellular component (GO): nucleus
Molecular function (GO): RNA polymerase II-specific DNA-binding transcription factor binding
Source: RefSeq, a predicted model, not a curated record
CAGCUAACACCGUCGAGUGCCACGAAUGCGAUGGAUCGUUCUGCAGAGGAUGAAUACAACGUCUGCCAUCCACAGACAUUCCAGCACAGAGCACCUUGGAUUCUAUUCUAGCACCAACUUACGACUCCUGAAGAGCUGCCGGCAGCAAGGUGGUAGACCCAUCAUCUCGUUCCAUCAUACAGCAUGUCUCUACUCAUCCUUCCAAACGAACUUCUCUUCCACAUAGCGGGACUAUUAAGACAUCAGGGACAAGUCUACGCUAUGGCCCGAUCCUACCGACGCUUACACUACCUCCUUCGGAAGUAUUUGCUGCAACACAACGUUCGAUACUCAAAUGGGAGUGCUUUGAUAUGGGCUGCAAAAAUGGAUCGCAGGAACCUGGUGCGGCGACUCCUUCGGUUGGGAGCGAAAGUGGAUACUCAUGGAAAGCCUCUACGCCGCGGGACACCUCUACAUGCUGCUGCUGCGGCGGGACAUCUUGGCAUGGUGGAGCUUCUCAUCAAGAAGGGAGGGAAUGUUGAGGUGUGUGGAGCUAAGGGAUACAAGCCUCUCCUUCUGGCGCUAUUGACAAGGCAUGAGGAGAUCGCCAUCUUUCUCUUUAACAAAAUGAGUGACCCUGACAGCCCGAUUGCGGGCGAGGCCGGCUAUACCUCUUUGCACGCAGCUUGCCUUCGACAAUUGCCAAAGUCUGCGCGUGUGUUCCUCGAGUCUGGCGCAGAUGUUCAUGCUAGGACAUCGAAAGGCAGCACACCACUGCACCUCGCUCUCAAGCCGGAAGCUUCGGACAGGUCGAACGACACCAUUCGGAGCUGCACGCUGGAGCUAGUCAUGCUCCUCCUGGAAUUUGGGUCCCAUAAAGAUACAAAGGCAUACAGUCUUAGCCUACAGCAUCCCGACCCGCAAGUGCGAGACAUUUUUCAAGAGCAUAAGAGCUUGUCUCCUCGUGAGGCUUGUUUUAUCAGUAUUGGCCGCUGCUGGUCGGUGGAAGUCAGCUCUAAUGCCGACUGUAUCUUCUCGCCAAUGCUAGCUAGUUCGAGUCGUCCAUGGGUUGAACAGCCAGCUGACACGAGCGGAGAAGAGGAUUUCCUCACCACUGUAGCUGAAAAUAUGCUUGACGACGAGGUGUUUCCAGUGCUCGACCCUUCACGAUCAUUGCCAGAACAGCAACCAUCGGCCAGCGCAUGGGAUCCCUCAAAAGUGAAGAUAAUCAGAGAAACCUUGCCAGUGAUUGAGAGCACCAAAGCAGAAAUAUCAUCCACGAGUCUCCCGGUCGAGCCGUUCCCAAAGCUCAUCGGUCGCAAGUCUCCACAUCCUCUCGAUACCGCCGCGCAAUUAUCAUGGAGGGAUUUGAGGAAUCCAAGGACGCAACUUGAGAUUGAAGAAGCAUGUACUAUUUACAAAGGCAAGAUACAAGAAUCAAAGUCGCAAGCUGGACAAGCUCCAAGGAAGAAGAGAUGGCGGCCGCUUCAGUUAAGCUAGGUGCAUGCUCGUCCACAACCCUGGUAGCGGCCCGUUCUUCCUGCUGGCGGUUGAGGAUUAUAGCAACUUGGGCAUGAAGGAGGGGUUAUGAGUGGGUAGGGCAAUGCGAAAAACAAGUAACCCGGGGAGUAAAUCCUUGAUGCUGCCUCGCAACUAGUAUUUUUUGUGCUAUUAACAGGAUCUCUCAAUAACUUAUAAUGCUUGUUGUCGUAGUUCUCUACUUCGAUGUGGAUCUUUUUGAGAAUCUCUCGUUAAUUAUUAC